Messenger RNA from Arachis stenosperma, 1691 nucleotides. Its product is annotated as protein PMR5-like. The record is from RefSeq and is a predicted model, not a curated record. Lineage: Eukaryota; Viridiplantae; Streptophyta; Magnoliopsida; Fabales; Fabaceae. The transcript has 5 exons. Gene Ontology annotation, cellular component: Golgi apparatus. Bases 101 to 1291 code for a protein of 396 amino acids. Gene Ontology annotation, molecular function: O-acetyltransferase activity.
CUUUCUUUCUCUCCUCCUCUGUCUGAACCUUUUGGCUCUUUCUAUACCCUUUUUCUUCCUCCUUUCCUCUCCAUCUCCCUCUUCCUUUUAAGUUUCUCAAAUGGCACUUCAAUCUCCAGCAUCUCUUCUUCUUCAUUUCCUUGUCCUCUUCAUCACAACACUUUCCCUUCACUCUAAUCUAUCUUUCUCAGCUUUGCUACUAAGUUUAAGGCACCACCAUCAGCACUUGAAGAGUGAGAGACCAAUGAUUCAUGCAAACCAAAGCAACUGUGCAUUGUUUGUUGGAAACUGGGUUCAUGAUGAUUCAUACCCUCUUUACCAAUCUUCAAGCUGCCCCAUGAUUGAUCCUCAGUUCAACUGCCAAUUGUAUGGUAGACCUGAUUCUGAUUACCUCAAAUACAGAUGGAGGCCCCUCAAUUGUGAUCUUCCAAGGUUCAAUGGAGGUGAAUUUCUGAUGCAAAUGAGAGGGAAAACAGUGUUGUUUGUGGGUGAUUCACUUGGGCAUAACCAGUGGGAAUCAUUGAUCUGUAUGCUAUACACUGCAGUUCCUCAGUCUCAGUCUCAAACCCAGAUGGUUAAGGGAGAGCCUCUCUCAACCUUCAGAUUCUUGGACUAUGGUGUAACCAUUUCGUUUUAUAAAUCUCCAUUUUUGGUUGAGGUUGAUGUGGUGCAAGGGAAGAGGAUUCUCAGAGUUGAGGAGGUUGAUGGCAAUGGCGAUCCGUGGAGGAAUGCCGAUGUGAUUUCUUUUAACACCGGACAUUGGUGGACUCAUGAAGGCUCUCUUCAAGGAUGGGAUUACAUAGAAUUAGGAGGGAAAUACUAUCCAAACAUGGAUCGUUUGGCAGCUUUGGAAAGAGGACUAAGAACAUGGGCUAAUUGGGUGGAAACUAAUAUUGACAGAACCAGAACCAAAGUAUUCUUCUUGGGAAUUUCUCCUACUCAUACCAACCCAAAUGAAUGGAACAAUGGAGUAACAGGAGUGACAAGAAAGAGUUGCUAUGGCGAAACAGAACCAAUAAGUGCAACAUCAGCCACUGCAUACCCAGGUGCUGAAUAUCCUGAGCAAAUGAAGGUUAUUGACAUGGUCUUAAGAGACAUGAAGAAUCCACCUUCCCUUUUGGACAUAACAUUGUUAUCCGCAUUUCGAAAAGAUGGCCACCCUUCGAUCUACACCGGCGAUUUGAGCCCUCAGCAACGAUCUAAUCCUCUUUACUCAGAUUGCAGCCACUGGUGCCUCCCCGGCCUGCCGGAUACUUGGAACGAAUUGUUCUACACUGCUUUGUUCUACUAAACAUUUUUCAGCCGAAACGACGAAAAAUCAAAACAGGUAUCCUUCACAGGAGGUAAUGCCGUUCGAGUUGAGAAUAUCUGCAUCUUUCUGGGGUUGGCUCUUCGGAUGAGAAUGUUUUCCGGCGCACAAGACUCGGAGCUUGGAGCCGAGACCCCGAUUAAGACGAGAAUCGAGCAUGUACUACUUGAAUCAGCCCUGGUGGUUAACUAAAUUAGUUAUAUAUGUUUUAGAAGCUUAAUGAUUAACAAUACAUUUUCCUUUUGCUUCAUUUUUUUCUUUUUUAUAACUUUUAAAUUAGUAGGUAAAUGCCAUUUAUUUGGAUGGUUGCAUGAUGGAUAACUGCUUAAUCUGUACAGAUAUUCUAGUGAAAUGAGAUAAUUCUUUUUUCUUCAUUAUUCUA